AUGUCCACUAAUCAAGAACUGAAAAUGAAUAACCCAUUCCGUCGUCAUUCACGUCGUAAAUCUUCAAUGGAUGAUUAUGAUCCCUUUUCACAUCCUGAUGUUUAUUAUGGUCCACAAACUGAUCCACAAAAAGCUUCAAAAGAUUCAAAAUAUGCUAGAACAAGAACAAUGAGUGUUGUUGAUACUGGUAGUACUUUAAGAAAUGAAUUUAGAAAUGAAAUUAAAGCUGAUAUCAAGAGACGUGGUUCUCAAGAUGAAGCUGGUUUUAUUAAUGGUGGUCGUGGUAGAAGAUUUUUCAUUAGUGAUAUUAAUGCAACUUUAAAAGAAUUAUUAGAUAAUGAAGAUACUGAUCAAAAUUUCCAAAUUACAAUUGAAGAUACUGGUCCAAAAGUUUUAAAAUUAGGUACUGUUAAUUCAAAUGGGUUUAAUCAAAUUGAUAUUCGUGGUACUUAUAUGUUAUCAAAUUUAUUACAAGAAUUAACAAUUGCUAAAAGAUUUGGUAGAAAUCAAAUGAUUUUAGAUGAAGCAAGAUUAAAUGAAAAUCCAGUUGAUAGAUUAUCAAGAUUAAUUUCUACUCAAUUUUGGAAAAAUUUAACAAGAAGAAUUGAUUCUAUAAGUGUUGCACAAUUUGCAUUAGAUACUAAAAUCCCUUCAAAUCCAAGAAUUUAUGUUCCUUAUAAUCGUCCAGAACAAUACGAAUUUUAUAUUAAUGCAUCAAAAUUACAACCUGAUUUACAUUUAGAAGUUGAAUAUUUACCAAAAGAUAUAACACCUGAAUAUAUUAAAUCAAUUAAUAAGAAGCCUGGAUUAUUAUCUUUAGCAAUGGAAUCAACUCAUGAUCCUUCAACAGGUGAAGAAACUUUAGUUUCAUUCCCAUAUGUGGUUCCAGGUGGUCGUUUCAAUGAACAAUAUGGUUGGGAUUCUUAUAUGGAAACAUUAGGUUUAUUAAUUAAUAAUAAAGUUGAUUUAGCUCGUGGUAUGGUUGAACAUUUCAUAUUUGAAAUUGAACAUUAUGGAAAAGUAUUAAAUGCAAAUAGAUCAUAUUAUCUUGGUCGUUCUCAACCACCUUUUUUAACAGAUAUGUCAUUUAAAGUUUUUGAAAAAAUGGGAGGUAUUAAAAAUCCUGAAGCUUUAGAUUUAUUAAAAAGAGCUAUAAAUGCCGCGAUCAAGGAAUAUUCCACUAUAUGGGCUGCAAAACCAAGAUUAAAUGAAAAAACUGGAUUAUCAUGUUAUCAUCCUGAAGGUGUUGGAAUCCCACCAGAAACUGAAGCUUCACAUUUUGAUAGUGUCUUGGGUCCUUAUGCAUUAAAAUAUGAUAUUACAAUUGAAGAAUUCAGAGAACGUUAUAAUAAUGGUGAUAUUAAAGAACCUCCAUUAGAUGAUUAUUUCUUACAUGAUCGUGCUGUUAGAGAAUCUGGUCAUGAUACAAGUUAUAGAUUAGAAGGUAUUUGUGCAGAUUUAGCAACUAUUGAUUUAAAUUCAUUAAUUUAUAAGUAUGAAGUUGAUUUAGCAUAUUUCAUUAAAGAAUUUUUCAAUGAUGAAUUUAAAGCUGAUUUAUUUGAUAAUAAAAUUUAUGAUUCCAAGUAUUGGAUUGAUAAAAGUGAAUUAAGAAAAUCAAAUAUUAAUAGAUAUUUAUGGAAUGAAGAAAAAGGUUUAUUCUUUGAUUAUAAUGUUAAAUUACAAAAACAACAUACUUAUGAAACUGCAACUACUUUUUGGUCAUUAUGGUCAGGAGUUGCUUCAAAAGAACAAGCUUUAAGAUUAUCUGAAAAUGUUCAUAUUUUUGAAGAAUUAGGUGGAUUAGCUGCUGGUACUGAAAAAUCAAGAGGUGAAAUUUCAUUAGAUAGACCAAGUAGACAAUGGGAUUAUCCAUUUGGUUGGGCUCCACAACAAAUUUUAGCAUGGGUUGGAUUUGCUAAAUAUGGAUAUGAAAAUAUAACAAGAAGAUUAUCAUAUAGAUGGUUAUUUUUAAUGACUAAAGCAUUUGUUGAUUAUAAUGGUAUAGUUGUGGAAAAAUAUGAUGUUACAAGAGCAACAGAUCCUCAUAGAGUCACUGCAGAAUAUGGGAAUCAAGGUUCAGAUUUUAAAGGUGUUGCAACUGAAGGUUUUGGUUGGGUUAAUGCAAGUUUUGUUGUUGGUUUAACUUAUUUACCAAAACAUGCUAUAAGAGCAUUAGGUUAUACUACACCUCCAGAAGUUUUUUUCAAAAAUAUUAGAACUGAUGAAGAAAGAGAAUCUUUUGGUUUAAAACCUUUAACUGUGGAAGAUAUUCAAAGAGGUGAAUUAAAUAAAAGUCCAUUAGGUAAACCUUUAUUUAAAGCUGAUAAAUCAUUAAAACAACAAUUGGAGGAAACUUUAGAUAAACCUUUAAACAAAUUGGAAAGAACAAAUAGUCAAUAA
This is a messenger RNA of Hansenula ciferrii, 2400 nucleotides long. RefSeq names its product alpha,alpha-trehalase (gene NTH1). The transcript has a single exon. The record is from RefSeq and is a predicted model, not a curated record. The coding region runs from base 1 to 2400 and encodes 799 amino acids. Gene Ontology annotation, biological process: trehalose catabolic process. Gene Ontology annotation, molecular function: calcium ion binding; alpha,alpha-trehalase activity. Lineage: Eukaryota; Fungi; Ascomycota; Saccharomycetes; Phaffomycetales; Wickerhamomycetaceae. Gene Ontology annotation, cellular component: cytoplasm.